Molecule: messenger RNA, 3323 nt
Organism: Peromyscus leucopus (white-footed mouse)
Lineage: Eukaryota; Metazoa; Chordata; Mammalia; Rodentia; Cricetidae
Gene: Hoxd11
Product: homeobox D11
Biological process (GO): anatomical structure development; regulation of transcription by RNA polymerase II
Cellular component (GO): nucleus
Molecular function (GO): DNA-binding transcription factor activity, RNA polymerase II-specific; RNA polymerase II cis-regulatory region sequence-specific DNA binding
Source: RefSeq, a predicted model, not a curated record
GAGGAGAAAAAGAGGAAGGGGCGACAUCAGCUAGAAAAUAGAUAUUCACUCAGACCACUCGCCUCUCCUCUGUCAGUCGGCUUGGUGCACAGAGAGCACUGGACCCGAACCGUAGCGGCCUGGGGAAGGGGAGGGCACCAGCACACAGCCAGAGCGGCCUAACCAGGGCAUAGGGCCUCGACGCGGGGCUUUCCUGGGAAGAAGAAUACUGAGAAGGGAGACAGGCUGCUGCCCUUGGUGUUGGGAUUUGCAUUUGGGGAGAGACUAGGGGCCCGGUAAGCUGGAGGUGGGAGUCCAGGCCUCUCCUGGACUCCAGGGCGCCCAGGGUUGCUGCAGCUGGAAGAGAGGGAGGCCUUGGAGCAAGUGGAUGCGGGCCUGAAAAGUCUAGGUCGGAGCCAGGUGGUAGAUUCCAGCGGGGAGGCAGAAGCUACAGAGAGCCCCUGGAGAGCCAACCGAUCUCCACGGAAGUUGUGACCAUCAAGCCCAGGGGCUCCAGAGAGUCUUGGGUGUACGGCACGAAAUGCUCAGGCCUUAGCGGGGCUCCAACCCAGUGAAAGGUCUGAGGGACCUGAACACAGAAGAGGGUGAGGAAGGCUGAAACACCAAGGGUUUGUCUGUGGGCGGUGAGUAGGGCUCUUUGAGGGUAGGGGACUUCACUUUCUUUUGUUCAUCAGACCCCCGAGCUUUAAGGAAAGCAAGGAAGCCGGGACCUCCGGGUGUCCACGUUGGCUCGGGGGAGAAAGCGAGAGAGAGAGAGAGAGAGAGAGAGAGAGAGAGAGAGAGAGAGAGAGAGAGAGAGAGAGAGAGAGAGAGAGAACAGUAAAAAAGGAUGAGGGGACUGAGAAAGACUGGGGAAAGGAGAGAAAGCCAGUCCGAGACCGAGGCGAUGAGAGGAAUAAAGAGGAAGACAGGAGAGAGAAAGGCGACGAGUGAAGAGUAAGAAAGAAAGGAGGGAUGGGGACCAGGCGAAAAAUCUGGAAGAGAAAGGGCGGAGUGGGCACCGAGGCCCAGGCCAAGCCUAGCGCCCGAGAGGGGGUGGUUUUUCCAGGGUCUGCACUCCUGUCCCUGGUAUCCGAACCCCAGAGAGUCAAAUCGCUACCAGCCGGAACGCUCUCCGCAGAGAAAUAUGUAAAUCAGGGCUCUCUGCGCCCUGGAGAGUGUCGCAAUUACGCCCCUUGAACAAGAAGCAACAAGCUCCCAGCCGGUGAGCUACAGAGGGUGGCUGCGUCGCGGGGGAGGGAGCGGCUGCAGGAAAGGUGGGGUGGGGGUGGGAACCUCACACCCUCACACCUAGUCCCCUGUGCCAGGGCCGGGGCUCCCCCCCCCACCGCUCUCCGCUGCUCUCCCUUCCCCCUUCCUCCCCCUCCUUCUCCCUCCCUCCUCCUCCCCUCCGGCCUAGGUCCGGGUACUUAAAGCAGCGCGGGCGGGCUAAGGCGGGCGGGCGGCCCAGUCCGGUGGCGGCAGAUGCACCCAGCGGUGGCAGCCGCCGGCGGCGCGCAGGUGACCGGCCUGCCGCGCAGCCUGGUCAGGGAGUGCCCUGGGAGAGCUGGCAGGCGCUGGAGACCGAUCCGCCCCCAGCGUGCGCGCGUCUCGGCGCCAGGAGCCGUCCCGGGGCGUGUUGGCGAGCGCUGAUAUAGAUAUAAGGACAUUUCUCUCCAUGGCGUCACGUGACAUAAUUACCACCAGAAUCAAUCAAGAUGAAUUGCACGUCAGCGCCCGGUGGGGAUUUUUGCUUAGUUGAUCCUGGCCCAAGCCUCUUGUGCAAUCGAUGGCUCAGGUUGGAGGCGCGGGGAGCGGCCCGAGGCUCGCCGGCGUGCACGCCGCGCAGCCAUGAACGACUUUGACGAGUGCGGCCCGAGCGCAGCCAGCAUGUACCUGCCGGGCUGCGCCUACUACGUGGCCCCGUCGGACUUCGCCAGCAAGCCGUCGUUCCUCUCGCAGCCGUCCUCCUGCCAGAUGACUUUCCCCUACUCGUCCAACCUGGCGCCGCACGUCCAGCCCGUGCGGGAGGUGGCCUUUCGCGACUACGCCGGCCUGGAGCGCGCCAAGUGGCCGUACCGUGGCGGCGGCGGUGGCGGCGCGGGGGGCGGCCCCGGCGGGGGCGGCCCCGGCGGGGGCGGCGGCGGCUCCGGGGGCUACGCUCCCUACUACGCCGCGGCGGCGGCGGCGGCGGCGGCGGCGGCAGCGGCGGAGGAAGCGGCCAUGCAGCGGGAUCUGCUCCCGCCGGGCGGCCGCCGGCCAGACGUGCUCUUCAAGGCUCCCGAGCCGGUGUGUGGCGCUCCCGGGCCGCCGCACGGUCCCGCGGCCGCCGCCUCCAACUUCUACAGCGCCGUGGGUCGCAACGGCAUCCUGCCCCAGGGCUUUGAUCAGUUCUACGAGGCGGCGCCGGGACCCCCCUUCGCCGGCCCGCAGCCCCAGCCCGCGCCCGCGCCGCCGCAGCCCGAGGGCGCCGCUGACAAGGGCGACCCCAAGGCCGGGGCUGGUGGCGGCGGGGGCAGUCCCUGCGCCAAGGCGACUCCCGGCCCGGAGCCCAAGGGGGCGGCGGAAGGCGGCGGUGGCGAAGUCGAGGGCCCCCCGGGGGAGGCGGGGGCCGAGAAGAGCGGAGGCACAGUGGCCCCCCAGAGGUCCCGGAAAAAGCGCUGCCCCUACACCAAGUACCAGAUCCGCGAACUGGAACGCGAGUUUUUCUUUAAUGUAUACAUAAACAAAGAGAAAAGACUCCAACUCUCGAGGAUGCUCAACCUCACUGACCGGCAAGUCAAAAUCUGGUUCCAGAAUCGCAGGAUGAAAGAAAAGAAACUGAACAGAGACCGUCUGCAGUAUUUCACUGGAAAUCCCUUAUUUUGAGAGCUCCAGGAAGCGCCCCCUCCCCAGAGCCCCACUCACCCACCCUCCUCCCCACCAGCCUGCCCUCCGCGGGCCCAAUGUCCUUGGGUUCAAUGACGCCUCUUCUCUGUGGAACUUCACGAUUCCUUCUGGCGGUCAACUCGGGACCUCCCAGCGACCACUGCAGCCUGAGGACGAGGCCGGGGACUUGGCCGAGCGGAUCCUAAUAAGGGGAAAAUGGUAAAUGCAAUCGUCCCUUUACAAUUUUACCGCCAAUGUGCCGUUGUUGCUUGCCCCUCUCCGAGUCCUGGUGGACGCGGCAGGAUCUGUAGGGAGCUAGGCCAAGGGGCUAGAAGGAGUCGGUGUUUUGUUUCGAGUUUAAGAAAUCCCUUUCUUCCCCCUCAGUGAACACAGAUUAUUUAAACUCUGGGAAAUGUACCUUUGGGCAUGAGUCACUGUCUUUUUGUGUGUGAAUAAAUGGUUUCUAGCAAAAUGGA